CCGAGCCUUCGAAUUAGUGAGCAGAUGUCAUCACAGAGCGACUCCCAGGAUAUCUCGGGGGAGCCUUCAGUAGAGAUGGAGACAUGCUCAGAUGUGGAGUCUUCGAGCGUGGAGUCCUCGGCGGGUGGUGAUGCCGCAGUGGCCAUGGAAGUGGAGAAGGACCUUCAGGCCGAAGUCGAAGCCGAGGGCUUCGAGCAAGAAAACGAGGAUGAAGAGCUUGCCCUCACCGUGCAAACCGCCGAGCAAGAAGAGGAGAGAGAGAGGCUGAAGGUGACGGUCGCCAUUCCUCCCCCCGGGGUGCCGGGGAAGCCAGCUCCUCCCGGCCAUUGGAUCCGACGCCCAUAAGUGUGGCUCCCGGGAAGAAAAACAAGAUGAAGGCGGCCCCAAGGAAGAAGCAAGCGGCAGUUGAUGCUGGGCAACCGGUGGGCAUACCCGAGGGCCAUUCGUUCCUGAAUACUGCCGCUCUAGAGCUGAAGACGAAGGCGUCCCCGGCAGAAUACCAGUCCACCCAGAUGCUGGUUGGACCUUCGGCGCGCGUGGUGGAGCCCAGGGCGGAUGAUUUGCUGCGAUAUGCGCCCGAGGGGUGUUUUGCUGCUCACACCCUCUCGGUGGAGAUGGGGCUUCGGUUCCCGCUCCAUCCUUUUCUCUUGGAGUAUCUGAGAUUUGUGGGGUUGGCCCCUUGCCAGCUAACGCCCAACAACCACUCCUAUGUGGCCGGCUUCCUCUCCUUGUGUCAGAGCCGGGGGGUCGAGCCCACACUUGAUCAAUUCUUUAUGUCCUUCAACCUCUGCCGGGGGGACAUUCAAAUGUUGAGGGCUUUGCCAACCUUCAGCAGGUACCAGAGUUCCGGCUUUUUGAUGAUGUGCCCUCGUCUCACAAGGGGUGGAAGGAGAGGUUCUGCUACAUCCGCCUCGAGGAGAACCCCUUCCCGACCCAGCUCCGUAAUAGCUUCCGGCGCCAUCCGAAGGUGGGGAGCGCAGCUUUGGAGAAGAACGGCAAAGUGCUUGCCAAGAAGCCGGAGGGGUCUGACAAGCACGUCAAGAUCAGAGAAGUCACCCUCCCGGAGGAUUUGCUUAGCCUGGGCUUCCGGCAGUUCAGGCCAAGGGGCUCUUCGGAUGAGAGAUAUCCUCCCCUCGAUCGGGUCUUCGAAGGCGCUGGAGGUGAUCACCGAAUUGUUCACUGAUGCGUUGAUAGUUCUCUCUUAUUCCCCCCUUUUUUUAUGACGUAGUAACUGGUAGCCUUCGAUCUAACCCUCCUGUGUUUUUUUGUUGCUUGCAGGUAACAAUAUGGACGUCGGUUCCCUCUUCGCUCUGAAAAACGCGAAAGGGAAGAAGAAGGCCCCGACGGGCGCUUCUGCCAGGGAGGGGCCCUCUCAAACUGCUGCCGCCGCUGCUGGCGCUGGAGGGUCCAAAGGUGCCGGGCCCGUAAAAAAGAAGAUCGCUGGAAAGGGGACCGAGCCCCCGGCCAAGAAGCCGAAGACCACCGCCCCUACCAAAAAGCCGAUCACCGAUGUGGUGGUGAUCGUUGACGAAGGGCACGCUUCUGCCUCCACCCCCAGGAACAAAUCAAUCAGGAGUUCUUUGGGCGGGAGAGGUUGGAGGCGUUAGUACCGAAGGGGGCCUCCGUGUUGGAGGGCAGUUUGAACCCUUCGGCUCUGAUGAGCCAGAUGCUGCCGUCGGCCGACCGACUGGCCCUUGCCCGGCUGGACGAGGGAUCCCUCGAGGCGAAGGUCCUCCUGAAUGCUGCCUCCAGUUUUAUGGGCCUCUGCGAGCACCUCCGAAGGGUGGAUCAAAUGAGGGAGGCCAAGGGUGCCGCCGAGGGGGAGGCCGCCCUCCUCAGGAAGAAGCUUGCUGAAGCCGAGGACUCUCUCCGUCUGGCCGCUGACGGCAUGGAGCAGAGGGUGCAGGCUGCAAGGGCCGAAGGGGUUAAUGAGGGACUAGCCAGAGCCGGGGAGGCCGCCGCCCGCAUUGCCGCCGAUGAAGCCCGCACGGCUCAAGAAGAGGCCGUCUCCAAGGCCCGAGAGGAUGCGGUGACCAGCUUCACAGCCGAGGGGUGGAAGGCCGAAGACCGGAGGGAGUGGCUUGCUUCGGUGGUGGGGGCUUCAGUGGACGAGUGGGUCGGAGGCCCCGGAAAGAUGUGGCUUGCUGAGAGGGGCGACUCGUACUACCAAGGCGGGGAGUUCUUCACCCAACGCCUUAUCUACCGGAAGCUUGCGAAGCACUUUCAGGUGGCACCGGAGGAGUUCCGUCCAGAGGCUUAUGGCCUCCCCCCCCCCCCAGCCAGAUGUCAGGAUCCCGCUCCCCGAGGGGGAAGAGAGGCCAGUUCUUGAAGACUCGGAGACCCUCCGGGAGUGCGGCCUUGGGGGUGAAGAGGAUGAAGCCGAGAGCGAGGCGAUGUCCACAGUCCCCCCUUCUUGAAUUGUAUUCCCCCCUUUUGUGUUGUAAUUGUUGGCCUUGGCCUCCUUUGUAACAGUGCAAUUAAACUUCCUUUUUUUGAACGAAUGAGUACAUAUGCCCUCGGGCCUUUGAUAUAUAACAUGCUUCCUUUUGAUUUGUUCAUUGUCGAAUAUAUGCCUUCGUCUUGCUUUGGAUGUAUGCC
Cuscuta europaea is the source of this 2598-nucleotide messenger RNA. Lineage: Eukaryota; Viridiplantae; Streptophyta; Magnoliopsida; Solanales; Convolvulaceae. The record is from the annotation of a GenBank genome assembly.